AGCCGAUGCAUUGAGAGAAUUAAUUACAUUUGCUAAAUCAAUCACAUUCUGAGCUCGCAAUUACAAACAAAAGAAAAAAGGAGCCGCAGAAGCGUAUGAAAGAAAAACGUGAGCGCUGCUGGGUGGUGAGAGCGUGCGAGAGAGCGCGACCAUGAAGGAGAAAAUAAUAUCGUGGCAAAAGCAAGCGGCGGUGAAAAAUUCGAAUCAAAACCAAAACCAACGCCGCCCAACGCAAAACGCAAACGGUUGUGCACGCGUCGUUGUUGUCGUACAGAAAAGAGAGUCCAAUAAUUUGAUUCAUGCGGGCGCCAAAUUAAUACGGCAAAGUAACUAACAUACAAGCGAAAUUCUUAAAACGCAGUUCAAAAGCGCUUCUUAGGAGUGUGUGAGUUUGUCUUUCCCUCUGUCCAGAGCUGAGAACAAAAUCAUAGAUUAUUUCACCUCUGCGCCGGCUGUGACUUCUCUUUUUAUAGUUUUUCCGAAUGUCACGCCACCUUAUCAAUGACGUGUGCACUUUGUCUAAUGAGACUCUUUAAGGAAUCUGCAAUCUGCAGCGCAUCUUCGACGAUGAGAUCAGGGACGGGCGACUGAACAAGGAGGUUUGGUACCCGAAUGCCAGCAGCGAUGCCAUCCUGGCGUACAAGCUGAUCGUGCAGACGGGCCAUGUGGACAAUCCGGUGGACAAGGAGCUGGUGAAGACGAAUCGGCUGGUCUUCAGCGAUGGCAUCAUCAAUCCGAAGGCCUUCUACAACUAUCUCUCUGCCUGGGCCACCAACGAUGUCUUCGCCUAUGGAGCCUCUCAGGGCAAACUCUAUCCGGAACCGCGUCAGUAUUAUCAUGCGCCCAACGAGUACGACCUGAAGAUACCCAAGAGCCUGCCCCUGGUCUACGCACAGAUGCCCUUCUAUCUGCACGGCCUGACGGACACCUCGCAGAUCAAGACCCUGAUCGGACACAUACGCGACCUGAGCGUUAAGUUCGAGGGCUUUGGUCUGCCCAACUAUCCCUCCGGCAUUCCAUUCAUCUUCUGGGAGCAGUACAUGACGUUACGCUCCUCGCUGGCCAUGAUCCUGGCGUGUGUCUUGCUGGCUGCCUUGGUGCUGGUCUCCCUGCUGCUGCUGUCCGUUUGGGCCGCCGUGCUGGUGAUCCUCAGCGUCUUGGCCUCGCUGGCCCAGAUCUUUGGGGCCAUGACCUUGCUGGGCAUCAAGCUAUCGGCCAUACCCGCUGUCAUACUCAUACUGAGCGUGGGCAUGAUGCUCUGCUUCAAUGUGCACAUCUCCCUGGGCUUUAUGACUUCGUUGGGCAAUCGUCAACGUCGCGUCCAUCUGGCCAUGCAGCUGUCAUUGGGUCCCCUGGUGCAUGGGAUGCUCACCUCUGGGGUGGCCGUUUUCAUGCUCUCCACGUCCCCCUUCGAGUUCGUCAUCCGCCACUUCUGCUUCCUGCUGAUCGUGGUCCUCUGCGUGGGGGCCUGCAACAGUCUGGUGGUCUUCCCCAUUCUGCUGAGCAUGCUGGGGCCAGAGGCGGAGCUUGUGCCCUUGGAGCAUCCCGAUAGGAUAUCCACGCCCUCGCCGCUGCCCGUGCGCAGCAGCAAGCGUUCGAACAAGUCGUUCAGUGGGAACGGCUCGCGUUCGUCGUCGCGCAACAACUGCCAGAAGGCGCACCACUACCACAAGGACGUCAACAUCAACGAUCCCUCGCUGACGACCAUUACGGAGGAGCCGCAGUCUUGGAAGUCCAGCAACUCCUCCAUCCAGAUGCACAACGACUGGAGUGCCCCCGCACCGCCGCCGGCACAGACAACGAAUAACUUCAACAACAGCAACUAUCAGCAUGGCGGGGGAUCGCGACCCGCCUCGUAUGGAGCACCACCACCCGCUUACCACAAGGCCGCACAGCAGCAGCAGCAGCAGUAUCCGCCGGAACUGCAGAGCAUCGUUGUCCAGCCGGAGGUGACGGUGGAGACGACGCACUCGGACAGCAACACCACCAAGGUGACGGCCACGGCCAACAUCAAGGUGGAGCUGGUCACGCCCGGGCGGGCGGUGCGCAGCUAUAACUUUACGAGUUAGCACUAGUUCCUGUAGCCAUUAGCCAGUAUCUUUAACUGUAACUCUAACUGUAUAUGUAUAAUCGAGAUAUCUAUAUAUAUAUUGUAUGUAUAUGUGUAUGCAUGUUAGUUAAUUUCCGCGAGUUAAGUGUUCCGUUAUAUGUAGCAGCUGCUAUGCCCCACAACCUCCUACCUCCUCUACCUAUCCGCCACCACUACCCCACUCUACCGUCUACCCUCUACCUUCUACCCUGAACCCCUACCCACUCCUCUGCCUAGCAGCUUUGUAUGUAUGUAUUUAGCUCUUAAGACAUUUCUUAUACAUAGAGAUACAUAUUUAUUAUAACACACACACACACAAGCACACACUGUACUUACACACACCAGCACAAUUGAAAGCGAGAUUCACGACACCCACACACACACACAAACAAACAAACUAGUAAUUUAUAGUCUAUAAUUUAGUUUAAAUAUGUACAUACAAAAAAGAACCACAAGGACUUGAACCAAAAUAGUAUCGCUUAUAUGGAAGCGAAUGAAACGAGAGAAAAGAAAGUACUAUUACUAAAUCGAGAAAUAACAAUUACAAACAGACACAAAAAAACAAAAACCACAAAAAAAGCCCUCCCCCGUAACAGUACUUACAACCAAAAUAAAAUGAAAAUAUAAAUACAUAAUUGAAAAACAAAAAAAAAACGAGAAAAACAAUUAAUGGCAACGAAUAAGAAUGGAAGAACUAUUCUAAA
This is a messenger RNA of Drosophila pseudoobscura, 2793 nucleotides long. RefSeq names its product protein patched-like. The transcript has 6 exons. NCBI's taxonomy places the organism in Eukaryota, Metazoa, Arthropoda, Insecta, Diptera, Drosophilidae. Gene Ontology annotation, biological process: negative regulation of smoothened signaling pathway. Gene Ontology annotation, molecular function: smoothened binding; hedgehog family protein binding; hedgehog receptor activity. Gene Ontology annotation, cellular component: plasma membrane. The coding region runs from base 897 to 2069 and encodes 390 amino acids. The record is from RefSeq and is a predicted model, not a curated record.